Messenger RNA from Drosophila guanche, 3135 nucleotides. RefSeq lists its product as uncharacterized. Gene Ontology annotation, molecular function: protein binding. Bases 72 to 3056 code for a protein of 994 amino acids. The transcript is spliced from 4 exons. NCBI's taxonomy places the organism in Eukaryota, Metazoa, Arthropoda, Insecta, Diptera, Drosophilidae. The record is from RefSeq and is a predicted model, not a curated record.
AACACAAACAUUUUCGGACUAAAUUUCUGUUUUACACAUUUCUUUGACAGUUCAAAAUUCAAGUUUCAAAAAUGAACUGUAAAUUGCGUCGUUUGGAUAUGCUGCGCUCGGGUCAGCUGUCCGACUGCGAGGUGUGCGUUUGGUACUGGGACGGAAGCAGUCGUUGCCAUCGAGUGUUUAGAUGCCACGAGAUCCUGCUUGUGUCCGCCUCGGCGGAGUUUGGGCGGUUGUGCAGGUCGCCGUGCUUUGAGCGUAACAAUCGAGUAAUCGACUUGGACGAUGCCUCGCCGGAGGCCUACGAGGCGCUCAUUCGGUACAUAUACACUUACGAGGUGUGCAACGCCAUCAACCUGGAGAUUUGCGGCGAACUGAUGCGGCUGGCCAUGAAGCACAGGAUGUACGACUUCAUUGACUGCUACCUCACCAAGCUGUCCGCGCAGAAGUGGCCCAUGGAAGUGGUGCUGCAGAUAUUCCAUUUGGCCAAUAAAAACAACAGUCCCAUCAUAAUGGAACUGGUGGCAAAUAAAAUUCUUCCCAUUAUCACCAAAGUGUUGAACGAAAAAGCAUUUCUUCGCCUGAACGUUCGCGAGCUAAAGGCUUUGAUGAUCAUCUUGAAGGAAGAGGAGAUCCUGCCCGACAAGCAGCUGCUAGAGGCCCUCAAGAAGUACCAAAUGGCCAACAACUUGCGCUACUGUGACAUGGAGCGCUUCCAGCAGUUCGUUGAGGUGGCUCGAAUCUUUGACGACAUUUAUUUCGCAGUGGAUGGCUCUCUCACAAUUCGAAAAGGUGCGAACGAAACGGACCCGGAAUGUACCUGUGCAGCCGAGCAGAAAUCACCCAGCUAUCUGCUCGGCUCUGGCUCCAACAAACCGGAGGCUGCCUGCUGCUGGCAGCAUAAGGAUCCCAUGGCCAGUUCUUCCAAACAAUCCACUCAUUCGAUUUGUCCGAAAGUCUUGCUGAAGCAAAAGAGUAGCUUGGAUUGUGGUCGCUCAAUGCAGAAGCUGGAGAACUGCCCGGGUGCCGUGGUGGAGCAGGAUAACGACUUGGAUUGUGGUUGUGGAGUCGUGCAGAAGGUGGAGAGCUGUCCUGUAGUUGUGCGGAAGCAAGAUAAUGAUCCCAUGCCAAGUUCUUCCAAGCAAUCGAAUUAUUUAAACUGCGCGGGAGACGAGGUGCAGCAUGAUAGCUUCUUGGAUUGUGGCUGUGAAGACAAACAGAAGCUUAAGAACUGCACUGUAGUCGCAGAAAAUCAGGAGAACAAUCCUAUCGCAAGUUCUUCUAAGCAAUCGAACCAUUCGAACGGCUCUCGAAUCAUGUUGAAGCUAGCUGGCGACUUGCCUUGUGGCUGUGGAGUCGUGCAAAAGCUUGAGCGCUGCCCUGGAGUCGAGGUAAAUCAGAAGAACGAAUCAAUGGCAAGUUCUUCCAAGCAAUCGAAUUAUUCGAGCUGUUGUGAAGACGUUGUGCAGCAUAAUAACUACUUGGUUUGUGGCAGUGAAGUCUUGAAAAAGGUAGAUAGCUGCCCUGUAGUCCUGGUGCAGCAGAAUAACGAUACCAUAGCCAGUUCAUCCCAGCAGUCGCACCUUUCCAACGGCUCUCGAGGCAUAAUGAAGCAAGAUGCCGAAUUGGAUUGUGGCUGUGCAAUCGAGAAGAAGGCAGACAGCAGCUGUGCGGACUUGCCGAAGCAGAACGACUUGGAAUGUGGUUGCGGAGUCGAGAAGAAGACAGAGAACAGCUGUGCAGUUGUGGCGAAGCAGCAGAACGAUCCUGUGGCCAGUUCCUCCAAGCAGUCGCACCUUUCCAACGGCUCUCGAGGCAUACUGAAGCAAGAUGUCGGCUUGGAAUGUGGUUGCGGAGUCGAGAAGAAGACAGAGAACAGCUGUGCAGUUGUGGCGGAGCGGCAGAACGAUGCUGUGGCGAGGUGCGCCAAGCAGGCGCACCGCUCCAACGGCUCUCGAGGCAUACUGAAGCAAGAUGUCGGCUUGGAAUGUGGUUGCGGAGUCGAGAAGAAGACAGAGAACAGCUGUGCAGUUGUGGCGAAGCAGCAGAACGAUCCUGUGGCCAGUUCCUCCAAGCAGUCGCACCUUUCCAACGGCUCUCGAGGCAUACUGAAGCAAGAUGUCGGCUUGGAAUGUGGUUGCGGAGUCGAGAAGAAGACAGAGAACAGCUGUGCAGUUGUGGCGAAGCAGCAGAACGAUCCUGUGGCCAGUUCCUCCAAGCAGUCGCACCUUUCCAACGGCUCUCGAGGCAUACUGAAGCAAGAUGUCGACUUGGAAUGUGGUUGCGGAGUCGAGAAUAAGACAGAGAACAGCUGUGCAGUUGUGGCGAAGCAGCAGAACGAUCCUGUGGCCAGUUCCUCCAAGCAGUCGCACCUUUCCAACGGCUCUCGAGGCAUACUGAAGCAAGAUGUCGGCUUGGAAUGUGGUUGCGGAGUCGAGAAGAAGACAGAGAACAGCUGUGCAGUUGUGGCGAAGCAGCAGAACGAUCCUGUGGCCAGUUCCUCCAAGCAGUCGCACCUUUCCAACGGCUCUCGAGGCAUACUGAAGCAAGAUGUCGACUUGGAAUGUGGUUGCGGAGUCGAGAAGAAGACAGAGAACAGCUGUGCACUUAUGGCGAAGCAGCAGAACGAUCCUGUGGCCAGUUUCUACAAGCAAUCGAAUCCAUCAAACUCUUCUCAAGUUCUGCGGCGGCAAGAUACCAACAUGGGUUGUGGUUGUGGAGUUGUGCAGAAGGCAAAAAAACUCCCUAAAGUCGCAGUGAAGCAGGAGAAUCCAACAGCCAAUGGUUUCAAGCAAUCGAAGUGCAGCUCUAAAGUCGUCCUAAAGCAAGCUCUCCACCUGGCUUGUGGUGGUGGCGCCUGUCGCAAGGCAGAAGAGAGCUCUAUAGUUGUGGUGAAGCAACAUAAACUGGCUGGAGCUUGUGGAGUCAGUUCCUCAAUUCAGCAUCAAACGAGUCAUUCGAAGAGGCGUUCUCGAGUUGGGAGAUCAACCAGCGCUGGCUGUGGUUGUGGCAUGGAUACGCAAAAGUCGAAGCCGAAGUCCAGCAAGAACGAAUGCCGAUAGUUCCAAGCUUAGACGUGGGUACGUCGGUUCUUUAUUGAGAUUUUGAAUAUAUAUUUAGGAAAUCAAAAUGAUCGCUUUA